This is a messenger RNA of Nerophis lumbriciformis (worm pipefish), 3271 nucleotides long. RefSeq lists its product as uncharacterized. NCBI's taxonomy places the organism in Eukaryota, Metazoa, Chordata, Actinopteri, Syngnathiformes, Syngnathidae. Gene Ontology annotation, molecular function: RNA polymerase II cis-regulatory region sequence-specific DNA binding; DNA-binding transcription factor activity, RNA polymerase II-specific. Gene Ontology annotation, cellular component: nucleus. Gene Ontology annotation, biological process: regulation of transcription by RNA polymerase II. The record is from RefSeq and is a predicted model, not a curated record.
GAAAUCCCGUUAAGAACCCGUGGAGGACAGCAAUACGCCUAAAAUGCUCUAAUAGUCUGCUAGAAAAACAAAGAAGAAGAAGAAGAAGAAGAACAAGGAAAAAGCAAAAUGGCGUUUGACGGAGAAGGUCUAAACGUGGGCAUUAUAGUUCUGUAUUUUUAAUUAGUGCAUACAUGUACACACAUGUGCAGUCUAAUAGAUUAAAUUCCUUUAGUAAUUGUUUGUAUUCGGAUACAUAAGUCUGAGCGUAUUUUGACGCGUCUCUUGCUAGCUUAGUUUGCUAGUUAGCUUAGCUUGUUAGCUGCUACCAAAUAGACGCGGAAGUUAUCAACACAUCGCUAAGCAGAGAUCAAAUGUGAGUGUAAAGUGUUUUGAUUGUGUGAAAAUGUGCGAAAGAACGAUAGCAGAGUACGAGGAGGAACUUUGUCCAACAAAAGAGGACAAGGAGCGACAACAUCAACUACUGGACGCUGUUUUCAAGAAACAUCAAGUGGUGUUACACAGAACAGACGUCCAGCAGCCCCCCUACUUUAAAGAGGUAGAGGAGGAGCCACAGCCCCCACAUAUUAAAGAGGACAAGGAGGAAGUGUGGAUCAGUCAGGAGGGAGACUGUCUUCUAGGGCAGGUGGAGGCUCAUCUCACCAAGUUUCCACUGACUGUUGUCUCUGUGAAGACUGAAUACCAUGAAGACAAACCACCUGAGUCCUCACAGUUUCAUCACAGUCCAAACGUAUGUGAAGAACAUAUUCUCCCUGAGCACCAGAAGUGGAGAUUCAGGAUGGAGCAGGAAGAGCCACAGCCCUCCCACAUUAAAGAUGAAGACGAAGUGCCAGAGACCGCUCACAUUAAAAAAGAAGAGGAGGACCCAUUGACCCUCCACCUUAAAAAUGAAGAGGAUCCACUGACUCCCCAUUUUACAGAGGAAGAGAUGCCACGGACCCCUCACCUAAAAAAGGAAGAGAAUGAGCCACAGCCCCCCCACAUCAAAGAGGAAGAGGAGGAACACAGCAUCAGUCAGGAGGGAGAGCAUCUUGAAUGGUUGGAGGAGUUCCCAGUGAUUGGUGUGAUUGUGAAGCGUGAAGAUGAUGAUGUCAAAGGUGAAAGUGAGGAGAAGAGAGUGGUGGAAUCUCCAAGCAGCAGCUCAACUCAACACAUGACAACAGAAGCUGAUGGAGACCACUGUGGAGGAUCACAAGCAGACAAGCUCUUAGCUCCACUAUCAGAUGGUGACGACACAACGUCACACUCUCCUGACACUGAUGAUGAAGACUCUAAAGCUGAUAAGACAUGUCACACUGACAACACACGCUUUAAGUGUUCUCACUGUAACAAAAUGUUUAAAUAUCAUUGUCGUCUAAAAAGACACUUGAUAAUACACACUGGAGAAAAACCAUUCUCCUGUUCAAGCUGCAACAAAAGCUUUUCUGACCCAUCAGCACUGAUAAAACACAUGAGAACACACACUGGAGAAAAACCUUUUUCCUGCUCAGACUGUGGUAAAGGUUUUACACAAAAAUUUAGUUUGAAAGUACACAUGCAAAUACACAGCGGAAAAAAAACAUUUUCUUGUUCAAUCUGUGGUAAAAGUUUUGUACAAAGUAAUAAUUUAAAAGUACACAUGAGAAUACACACUGGUGAAAAUCCUUUUACCUGUCCAAUCUGUGGUAAAGGUUUUGUAACAAGUCAAAAUUUGAAAUUACAUCUGAGAACACACACUCGAGAAAAACCUUUUACCUGUUCAAUCUGUGGUAAAGGUUAUGCAUCUAGUCAAUAUUUAAGACUACAUGUGAGAACACACAGUGGAGAAAAAGCUGUUACCUGUUCAAUCUGUGGUAAAGGUUAUGUAACGAGUCAAUAUUUGAAAUUACACAUGAGAAUGCACACUGGUGAAAAACCUGUUACAUGUUCAGUCUGUGGUAAAGGUUAUGUAAACAAUCAAAGUUUGAAAGUACACAUGCGAAUACACACUGGUGAAAAAACAUAUUCCUGUUCAAACUGCAAGAAAAGCUUUUGUAACCAAGCAAACUUUGUAGCACACAUGAAAACACAUACUGGUGAAAAACAAUAUUCCUGUUCAAGCUGCAACAAAAGUUUUUGUGACCGAUCAGCACUGGCAGCACACAUGAGAACACACACUGGCAAGAAAGUGUUUAGUUGCAGUGAGUGUGGUGAAAGAUUCUCUUAUAAGUACCAGUGUAAGAAACACAAGUGUGCUGGUGAGAACAGCAGCAGCAAAUGAAGUCAAAACUUUGAUCAAUUUGAAUUUCUAACAACAUCAGCACAUACAGUACAACAUGAGUGACAUCACUGUUGUGUGUGUAUAACACCAUCCAUGCAUCCAUUUUUUUUACUGCUUGUCCCUUUCAAACUUGUUAAUAUGCUUCUAACAAUUAUAAGUGAGAUAUUUUAAAUUGAUUCUUGUUUCACUCAAGUACAUCCUUCAAUAUACAACAUUGUGUACGUUGUUUAAUUGAACAGCAAUUUAACUGCAAAGAUGAGUAAACACUACAAAACAUACUGUAUGUUACAUACAAUAAACAUUUUGUUUAUUUAUAAUUCACUUUUGUACUUAUUCACAAUAAUGUUUUAUAUAUGUUUUUAAAAUAUUGAAGUGUUAGAUAUUUUCAUGUCUAAUUGUAAAUGGUUCCAUAGAUGAACUCAUUUGAUAUAUUAUACAUAUUUGUUUUACAUGUGUUCAUACCUUUGCUUUUGAGUACACAUAAAUCCCUCUUAGUUCAUACUUACUGGUUCACAUCUGAAACAUCUUCUGGACCACUUCCGGAAGCAUAUUAUUAUUUACUUUAUACAUAAUUUGAGCAGUUUUGUUUUAUACAAGAUAAUUUACUUCUAAUAUGUGAGACUUUACUCACUCUUGUAAUGUGAAUAUUGUUUUGUGAUUGUUUUAUAUGUAUAUCCCCAGACCUUUUAUGCAAUAAGUAGUGUAUGCUUCAAAAAAGCUGGGUACAAUAAAUGUAGUCAAUAGUUGUUAUGUUUGUAUUUGUUCUUUAUAUGAUUUAAAUGUAGUUUGUAGCUUAGUUAAUCAACUAUGAUAACUCCUAACAAUGUGAUUACCUUUACUCUUUUUAUUUCAAUAUUAUCCAUCAUCUUUUUAUGAAUGCACCUGACACUUAUUUGAAAAAACUGGAUACUGUAUAUCACUGUGCCUUACGUUUUAUUACUAGUUGUGGUCAACUGUCCAUCUUUGUCAGUUCGCAGAUGGAUGUUUUUUUUUAAUAUAAAUCACUUCUUGGUCUGGUUCCCCCUAAUGGUG